CCCAAGCGCUGUGACUAUAGUCCCUCUACGGCAUCCGUAGGUUACAUUUGAAUCAAAAUGGCUUCCCUUAUUGACAACAAUUUAAUUGAAAGUGAUUUGCCCAAAGCUGUACAGCUGCUGAAUAGUCUCACAGAACAGGUGGCCUCAGUUACAAGUCACGUCCGUGAGCUGCUAACACAAGUCAAAGAUGGGGCAUUUAAGACCUCUAAGGGUUUGUCUUUCUUGGACCUUCGGUACCACCUGCUGCUCUUCUAUCUUCAAGACCUCACUCACCUGAUCGCCGUCAAAACAGAAGGAGGCAAAAUAAAAGACAGCGACGCCUUGAACAGAGUCGUCACAAUCAGAACGGUGCUGGAGAAGAUGCGACCGCUAGACCACAAACUCAAGUAUCAGAUUGAUAAACUUGUGCGCACAGCUGUCACCGGCAGUUUAGCUGAAAAUGACCCCCUGCAGCUGCGUCCUAACCCUGAGAAUCUUAUCAGCAAACUGAGUGAAUCUGAGGAGUCUGAAGGCGAAGAUGACAAUAAGAUGGCCACAGAGAAGAAAGCAGCCCACCCUAGUGGCAGGAAAUAUGUACCGCCAAAGAUUGCCGCAGUGCAUUAUGACGGUGACAUGAGCGAAGCAGACAAGAAGAAGGCCCAGGCAGAGCGUCAGCGGCGGGCUGCCCUCAGGAGCUCUGUGAUCCAGGAGCUGAGGCAGCAGUACAGUGACGCUCCGGAGGAGAUCAGGGACAGGCGGGACUUCCAGAGCGAGCGGGAGAGCCGCGAUGAGCUGCACAGGAAACAUUAUGAGGAGUCGAUGAUGGUGCGUCUCAACACGCCAAAACGCCAGAAGAAUGGCAAAAAGAGAGGCGUGAUGGGCAUGUUUGGCCAGUUGAGCGGUAUCACACACUUCAGUGACAUCAGCGCGCUGACAGGUGGCGAGGGUGGGCAGGACGGGGAUAACCCUCGACCAAAGAAAAAGAAGAAACUCAUGAAGAAGACAACCAAAAGAAGAGCUUUUAAGAAGCACAGAUAGACCAAAUGACUUGAAGACGAUUUCUGAAGAACUGCAAUCAUUCAAGUUCUUAAUUUGAAGGAUUUUGUUACUAAAGUUAGUAGUACUACAGUAAUGAGCCUUUUCCAUUCACUUUGUGGAAUAAACAUUUCCUGUUGACUUUA
Micropterus salmoides (largemouth bass) is the source of this 1160-nucleotide messenger RNA. It is a transcript of the gene ngdn, whose product is annotated as neuroguidin, EIF4E binding protein. Lineage: Eukaryota; Metazoa; Chordata; Actinopteri; Centrarchiformes; Centrarchidae. The coding region runs from base 58 to 1017 and encodes 319 amino acids. Gene Ontology annotation, cellular component: nucleolus; small-subunit processome. The transcript has 11 exons. Gene Ontology annotation, biological process: maturation of SSU-rRNA from tricistronic rRNA transcript (SSU-rRNA, 5.8S rRNA, LSU-rRNA). The record is from RefSeq and is a predicted model, not a curated record.